AUGGCGGUAAACGCGGCGGCCACCGUAGACACGGGGGCCGGUACGGAGGACGCCAUGGACGCGUUGGUGGUACGAAAGUGCGUGGUCGCAAACGGAAUGACCUACCGAGGGACUGUCUCUGUGACCAAAAGAGGCCGGACGUGUCAGCGCUGGGACAGUCAGACACCUCACCAGCACCCCUGGACACCUGCGAAGUACCCAAAAGCCGGGCUGGAGCAGAACUACUGCCGGAACCCUGACGGCGAAACCGAAGGAGUUUACAUGAAGGGAAAUCCAUGGCAGUGCGACUGUGAGUUCCUGUCCGCCUACAAUACCUUCCCUCCCGCCAUCACCCUGCAGCUGUCGAACCCGAGCAUGACCUGUUCAUCGCCUUGGCAACACAUGAACCAGCUUGUGUCAAUGGUUGCACACGUUUCAGGAUGCACCAAAUCGUAUGUCUCAAAUGGAAUUGAAAAGGGCACGAAUAUCAACGGCUAUAACAAGAAUAAAGAAGGGGUCAAGAAUCUCUUGAAGACACGGCGACCUAACCUACGUCUCCAGAAGAAAACAUCUCAGCCAUUACCACAAAUACGUCCCCAACCGACUGUCCGUCUUAAACCCACCACAAUGCAGACGACAACUCAGAACGACUAUCAAAAGAAUCUGGACAUUGACAAAGUUCCUUCUAGAAAACCACGGGACAACAGGGAAAACAAAAAUCCGAACCAACGGAAAACCUUUCCCUCAUUUUCAUCCAACCGUCCACAGCCUGUCACAGAGAUGGCUGGAGGUCCACGGGUUACGGCAGAAGAGGGGAAGUUCAUCACGACAACUCGACAUGGCUAUCGGAAGAAUCCACACAUUGGCAAAACCGCUUUCAGCAAACUGGCCACUGGUCGACUGGUUACAGCAGAAGAGAGGACCAAGAUGACAACCACAGAAAGCACCAGACGUGACGGCACUACAUCCUUUGACGUCGACGCCAUCCGGACCUCCACGCUGGCCCGACAUUACAGUCAGUCCACCGAGCCAUUUACGGACAAGAAUCACGGAACUCUAGGUCAGGACGCCCCAACAAGCCAACGGACCACCUCCGAAUGGCCAAAGUUUGGUGCUAGACCAACUGACAACGACCCAGUCUUUGCACAAGAAUCCUCGGACAAGGCUCGUGGAACUCUUGAACAUAAAAUGCUAACAAACCGACCGACCACCUCCGAAUUGCCAAAGCCUGAUGUUCAUCCAAUCGACAACGAUAUGAAUCCAGACCAAGACCUGUCCAAAACAAACGACACAAUUACAGGCUCUCCUCAAUACCCGGCAACAAGUGCUGUCACCUCGGCUACUCUGAAACUGUUGACCCCUUUUCCGUCAGCUCGACUAAUGAAAAAGCACUACGUUAAGAUGUCCAAGACGACAACAUACGGUGCUACCGAAAUACAAAUCAUUGGGUUCUGA
This is a messenger RNA of Branchiostoma floridae (Florida lancelet), 1434 nucleotides long. RefSeq lists its product as uncharacterized. The record is from RefSeq and is a predicted model, not a curated record. The coding region runs from base 1 to 1434 and encodes 477 amino acids. Lineage: Eukaryota; Metazoa; Chordata; Leptocardii; Amphioxiformes; Branchiostomatidae. The transcript has 5 exons. Gene Ontology annotation, molecular function: endopeptidase activity; signaling receptor binding.